Molecule: messenger RNA, 1110 nt
Organism: Rosa chinensis
Lineage: Eukaryota; Viridiplantae; Streptophyta; Magnoliopsida; Rosales; Rosaceae
Exons: 1
Coding region: 1-1110 (369 amino acids)
Source: RefSeq, a predicted model, not a curated record
AUGCUGGAGCUAGAGGAAAGGUUACUCAGAGCUGAGACUGGCACCCCACCACUAGCGCAGAAUCCACUCUUUGCGGCACGACCUGGUCCAUUUACCGCCAGAAUUUUGCAAACCGUCAGACCCACAUAUGCUAAAACACCCAAGAUAGCCCAAUUUGGCGGAUCAAUAGAUCCAUUCGUACACAUGGACACUUUCAAGAAGGUGACAAGUAACAAUGGAUUUGAGGACGCAACGCUUUGUCACCUAUUCAGCGAAAAGUUGGAUGGCGAGGCAAUGAGUUGGUUUUUCGAGUGCCCUCGAGGUUCCAUGGACUCAUUCUCGGCUCUAUCAAAUGCUUUUCUGUCAAGAUUCAUCCUCAUGACGGACGGCUACCACAACUUUAUCCAAUUAUUCAGUAUCAGCCAGGGUAUUGACGAGUCGUUAAAAUCAUUUGUAAUAAGGUGGAGGAUCGCCACAUCAAGAAGUCGGGAUCUUGACAAAACAAUGGCGCUGGCGGCCUUCAAGCAACGACUUCACAAGGCAAGUUUUCUAUACCACCUUAAUUGUAAUUGUCCAAAUGCUACAUAUGACUACGUCAAGAAUGAGGCUGUCCUGCAUGCCCAAGCCGAAUACAACACUUAUGGCGCCACACCACCACAAACUCUACUUAAAAACCCCCAACCCGCCACACUCCAACAUGGAAGCACCACCACAACCCCAAACAUAACCACACCACCCAAUGACAAAAAAAGGGAAUGGCAGCAGGGUAAUUACCAGGACAAGCAGCAAAAGGAUCAGCAGUAUCAUAACAAGGGCAACAGAUCUUUUCACAAUGAUCGCCGCGACAAUCGCAACAACCGCCACAAUAAGCCCGCCACAAAUGCCCAUAAAUUUGAGGUAUUUACAGUCUUAACUGCUUCAUAUGAAGAAAUAUAUGAUCAGUGCAAAGAUCAAAUCCCACCACCACCCCCAAGAAAAUACCCCAGAGUAGGAGAACCUAGAAACACCGGCAAAUGGUGCAAACACCAUGAAGAUAGCAGUUACAACACUAACGACUGCAAUGCACUCAAGACUGCAAUUGAGUCAUUAUACCGUGACGGAAAACUGGAGCAGUAUAAGGUCCAUCAAUGA